Molecule: messenger RNA, 614 nt
Organism: Saprolegnia parasitica CBS 223.65
Lineage: Eukaryota; Oomycota; Saprolegniomycetes; Saprolegniales; Saprolegniaceae
Exons: 1
Coding region: 69-569 (166 amino acids)
Source: RefSeq, a predicted model, not a curated record
CACGCGAUCGGGGAGCCAGCGACCGGUCGAGAGCGAUCCAUUUUCGACCUUGCAGAACGAGUAGUAGCAUGUCUGGCCCUGUGAACAAGCUCGGAAAGCUCGUCGCCAAGAUCAACAGCAGCGGCGCGCCGGCCUUUCUCCGCGAAGGCGCGCUCAGCACGGCGUUCAACGCGCAGGUCAAGAUGGCCGGCGUCGCCGGUAUCCACGUCGAGACGCUCACCGAGCAGAAGAGCGUCGUGUCGCUCAAAAACACGUUCCGCGUCCAGAACCACAUUGGCGGCGUCCACGCGUGCGGCAUGGCGCUCCUCGCUGAGUCGGCGUCGGGCAUGGUCUUUGGCAUGAACGUGCGCGACUCGCACCUCCCGCUGCUUAAGUCCAUGUCGAUGAGCUACGUCAAGCGCGCCAAGGGCGACCUCAAGGCCAUUGCGACGCUCACGGAUGCCCAGCGCGAAGAAAUCGCCAAGUCCGACAAGGGCGAGGUGCUCGUGAACGUUGUUGUCACCGACUCGGCCGGCGACAGCCCCGUCGAGUGCGAAAUGCGCUGGGUCUGGGUGCCCAAGCGCAAGUAGAUAGUCCUCUUUUGACUUUAAAAUUCUACGUGUCUUGCGUGCGCC